AUGGCUCCUCGCAUUACCCGUUCUGCUGGCAAAGCCGUACCGGCGACGGCGCUCAAUGGAAAAGAUGUCACUGCACUGCAGGCAUCCGAUAUAUCCAACACGACCAGCAGCAAGAAAACCAUCGCAACAAAGGCUGCCGGUUCCAAAAGACCUGCUGCCAAGCGAGGUACCUCCCAGAAUCAAAGCAAAAAGCAGAAGAGCUCCUCCACGUCAGCGCCUUCUGCAGGUUCCAAGCGACCAACUGGCAAAACUUCUGCCUCCACAAAGCAGAAGAAACCUGCUCUGACGUCCACCAAUACUGACGAACUCCCACACAACCUGGGCCCAGCGACAAUUCCCUUCUCUGUCGAUGCUGGUACCCCUGUUUCUACCAAUGAAUCCAACAAAGAAAAUCAGGCAAUCAAGGUGGAUAACAGUGACGAGCUAGCUGCAGAGCUUCAGCAAACAGACAGCAAGGCCACAGAUACCGUGGUCAAAACAGAACCUGCCACCAGGACCAAGGCCAACCCGAAAGCCAAAAGAGGCCCUUACGGUCUAACACCUGGUAGAAGCCCAUUUCCGGACUGGGCUCAUCCCACAGUCGAGGAGUGCGAAGAAGUCAAUCGACUCCUGUCCAGCAUUCAUGGAGAGGCCACAGCGCCAAAGACCAUCCCCGAACCAUCUCUGACAGUGACAGGCUGUGGCGAAGUCCCGUCUGUCCUGGAUGCACUCAUCCGAACUCUUCUCAGCGGCGCCACCACGGGCGCCAACUCCGCCAGGGCAUUCAACGGCCUGGUGCAGCGAUUCGGGAUUCUGUCUGAAGGCGUCGGUAGGGGCAGUGUGAACUGGGAUGCCGUGCGACAGGCAGACGUCAAAGAUGUCUUUGAAGCGAUUAAGAGCGGCGGGCUGGCGGAUAUCAAGAGCAAGAACCUCAAAGCGAUUCUGGAUCUGGUCCACAAGGACAACCAAGAGCGGCGCGAUCAGCUGCUAGAGGAGGGAUCUGUAGGCAAUAACAAUGGAGCAGCUGGUUCGACAAAGAUGCAGCCUGUCAAGGUGGAGAAGGACAAGGAAUACGAAAUCGCCUGUGCGGACCAGAACGUCCUCUCGCUGAACCACCUGCACAACUUCUCGUCGGACGAAGCUAUGCUGGAACUAGUCAAGUAUCCCGGCAUCGGGCCCAAGACAGCAGCAUGCGUGAUUCUGUUCUGUCUCCAGCGCCCCUGCUUCGCUGUUGACACGCACAUCUUCCGCAUCUGCAAGUGGCUGGGCUGGUUGCCGCCCUCGGGUCCCGUCAACGAGGUCACGGCAUUCAGUCAUCUGGAGGUGUGCAUUCCCGAUCAUCUGAAAUACUCGCUCCAUAAGCUCUUUAUUCAGCAUGGCAAGUCUUGUCCCCGGUGCCGAGCUGCUACGGGACAGUCGAGUGUGGGUUGGGAAGAUGGGUGUGUUAUUGAUCAUCUUGUUACGAGGACUGGGAAGCGGAAGGGUCCUCCGGUGAAGGUUGGUCGGAAAAAGGGUGGCAAAGGGAAGAAGAAAAGUGAGGAGAUGUCUGAUGAGGAAGACGAGCUGGAUGACGAGGAGAGUGAACUGAGUGAGCUGAGCGAUGUGUCGACUGAGUGA
Molecule: messenger RNA, 1596 nt
Organism: Penicillium riverlandense
Lineage: Eukaryota; Fungi; Ascomycota; Eurotiomycetes; Eurotiales; Aspergillaceae
Product: endonuclease III domain-containing protein
Exons: 1
Coding region: 1-1596 (531 amino acids)
Biological process (GO): base-excision repair
Molecular function (GO): catalytic activity
Source: RefSeq, a predicted model, not a curated record